AUGAACCUGCGUGCCGGCAACGUGUCAGAGUUGAUCUCCAACACUGUCAGAGCCGUAACGGCUCUGGAGUCCAAUACCUGGUCUCCGCGUGGGUUUGAGGACAGCACCCUGCGGAUCAAUAACGUGACGGCCUCGGGGUGUCAAGGGAACGGCGCGCACAGAAAUGGCGUUGACAUUCAGUCAGGGGACUCGUCCUACCCCGACGUUGGAGGAGUCCACGGCGAGGACGGCGGCAGGAUUUACGGGUCUCAUUGUCCUCGGCAAGGGAUGGCGACGGAGAAGAACUGGGCGGCGCUUUUGAUUUUGGUCGUCAUCGCCGUCACUGUCAUGGGCAACAUCCUGGUGAUCCUGGCCGUGUCCCUGGAGAAGAAGCUGCAGAACGCCACCAACUAUUUCUUGAUGUCUCUGGCAGUCGCUGACAUGCUGUUGGGCAUCCUGGUCAUGCCGGUCUCCAUGGUGACCAUUCUCUAUGAUUACGGGUGGCCGCUGCCCUCCGACCUUUGUCCCAUCUGGAUUUACCUGGACGUCCUGUUCUCCACCGCGUCCAUCAUGCACCUGUGCGCCAUCUCCCUGGACCGAUACAUCGGGAUACGCAACCCGAUCCACCACAGCCGCUUCAACUCCCACACCAAGGCCCGCAUCAAGAUCAUGGCAGUUUGGACCAUUUCAGUUGGGAUCUCCAUGCCCAUUCCUGUCCUGGGACUCAGAGACCACUCCAAGGUCUUCAAAGACGGCAGCUGCAUGCUGACGGACAACAACUUCGUGCUGGUCGGCUCCUUCGUGGCCUUCUUCGUGCCCCUCACCAUCAUGGUGGUCACCUACUUCCUGACCAUCAGCGCGCUGCAGAACGAAGCCACCCUCUGCCUGGACCAGCUGGUCCCGCGGCCCAAAUGGAGCACGACGUUCACCUUGAGCUUCUUGCCGCAAACCUCUCUGUCCUCCGAGAAACUCUUCAGGCGCUCGAUAAGCCGCGAGGCCGGCGGCCGGGGGAGCGGCGGCGGCGGCGGCCUGGGAGGCGCCCGCGGCAGCCUCUCCGGCUCGCUCUUCGGCCGCCGUACGAUGCAGUCCAUCGGCAACGAGCAGAAGGCCUCCAAGGUCCUCGGGGUGGUGUUUUUCCUCUUCGUGGUCAUGUGGUGUCCGUUUUUCGUCACCAACGUGCUGGUGGUGGUGUGCGACGCGGCGGCGUGCGACGCGGGGCUCAUGGGCGGCCUGCUGAACAUCUUCGUGUGGGUCGGGUACCUGUCCUCGGCGGUCAAUCCGCUGGUGUACACGCUGUUCAACAAGACGUACCGGGCGGCGUUCCUGCGCUACGUCCGCUGCCGGUACCGGCCGGAGAAGAAGCGCCUGCAGCUCAUACUGGUGAACACCAUACCGCCGAUGGCCUACAGCUCCGCCCAGCUGCCCGCGGCGGGAGACGUCCAGAGGUUACGAAACGGAGCGGACGUCCCCGGCGGCGAGGCGAAGGAUUCCUCUUCGACCCGACAGGACGCGGAGAAGUUGGCGCCGGACAGAAGUCACGCGGACAAGCGGGAGAGCUGCGUUUGAGUGAACGUCUGCUUCAGGCCGUUAAAAAUAAAGCGAGGGGUUCGAGGGUUAAAGUGCCAAAGACAAAGUGCCUCCCGGUCAGGAUUUUUAGAAACUGAGGUCUUGAGUU
Messenger RNA from Gasterosteus aculeatus aculeatus (three-spined stickleback), 1654 nucleotides. It is a transcript of the gene htr2aa, whose product is annotated as 5-hydroxytryptamine (serotonin) receptor 2A, genome duplicate a. The record is from RefSeq and is a predicted model, not a curated record. Gene Ontology annotation, biological process: release of sequestered calcium ion into cytosol; phospholipase C-activating serotonin receptor signaling pathway; serotonin receptor signaling pathway. Lineage: Eukaryota; Metazoa; Chordata; Actinopteri; Perciformes; Gasterosteidae. Gene Ontology annotation, molecular function: neurotransmitter receptor activity; G protein-coupled serotonin receptor activity. Gene Ontology annotation, cellular component: plasma membrane; dendrite.